AAUGCUGCUGCCGCACCAGCCCGGAAGUAAGACGUUUAUUGACAAUAUGGCCGCGGUGCUGGCUCUGGAUCUGGAGAAAAUUGUAAUUUGACAGCGCUCACCUGGAGGCUGCGAUAGUAACCCGUUUCCAGCUUUGGGAGUGUGCGGAACAGAUGCAUUUGAAUGAAGGGAGCCGCCAAUUCACGGGACGGUGUCAGUGAGCUGAGGAAACGUCCGCGGUGCGAAGAGCGUCAUGUCGUUUUUCAAGAGGAAAGCCAAAAGCAAAGAACCUGAGAGAGCGACAGAUGCUAAAGUCAAUAGAGCUCCAGCCAGCCCUCACUCUCCGUCACUAGGACUGAGGAACCACAAUGCCAUCCAGGACGCUGCGGGGCCGAGCCAUGUGGCCAUCAACGCCAUCUCGGCCAACAUGGACUCCUUUGCUCGCGGUCGCACUGCCAUCCUCAAGAAACAGCCAAGCCACAUGGAGGCUGCACACUUUGGAGAUCUUGGUCAUUCCAGUGUGAACUAUCAGCCCCAGGAGACCCGUUCUCGGCUCUCCAAGACAGUAGAUCAUGUGCUUCGGGACAACGUGGCCAUACCCCACUAUAUGCAUUUCACGGAACUACGGGGCGCCGACCACCUGGUUCGGUUCUGGUUAGAGGCGGAGAGUUUCCGCUCCACCAGCUGGUCGCGCGUCCGAGCGCACAGCCUAAACUCUGUCAAACACAGCUCGUUGGCCGAGCCGGUCCCUUCUUCCCAAGACGGCUCAGACCUCCGGGAGCUGGCCCAAUACACGCGCAACGCCCUCGCCCGGGACUGUAGCAGCGAUGGCCCUGCAGUGCAGUCAGAGUGGCGGGACUUCUCCAACACAGAAGCAGACCUGAGGCCCGGCACGCCUCAAGCAGACACCCCCAGCAAGCAGGCAUCAUCCAGGACAGGGACUCCGUAUAAGGGGCAGUCAAACAGCACCCUGCGAGACCUCUCCGACAAACUCAUGAAAAGUAUAGAGAAAGACGCUGUUACAAUCUUCACCAAGUACAUCUCUCCAGACGCUGUGAGGCCAAUCCCCAUCACAGAACAAAUCAGAAACGACAUAGUUGCUAAGAUAUGUGGAGAGGACGGCAUGGUGGACCCAAACUGCUUUGUCAUUGCACAGUCGGUCGUCGUCACCAUCUUGGAUCAACAGCACUUUAGUGAAUUCCUGCGGAGCCAUCAUUUCUGUAAAUACCAGAUUGAAGUGUUGACUAGUGGCUCUGUGUUUCUGGCUGACAUCUUAUUCUGCGAGUCAGCUCUCUUCUACUUCUCUGAGUACAUGGAAAAGGAGGAGGCGAUGAAUGUACUGCAGUUCUGGCUGGCGGCGGACAACUUCCAGAACCAGCUCGCAGCUAAAAAGGGCCAGUACGACGGCCAAGAGGCUCAAAACGAUGCCAUGAUCCUCUACGACAAGUAUUUCUCACUCCAGGCGACUAACCCUCUAGGCUUCGGCGACUCUGUGCGGAUGGAGAUAGAGUCGAAUAUCUGCAGAGAGGGAGGGCCACUCCCAGACUGUUUCACCACUCCACUCAGACAGGCAUGGACAACCAUGGAGAAGGUCUACAUGCCCGGCUUCCUGUCGAGCAACCUUUACUACAAAUACCUGAGUGACCUCAUCAACUCGGUGCGGGCAGAUGAGUUCGUGAAUGUCAGCACUCCAGGUCAGGGCGGGCCCGCGGACAACGAGCGUUCAAGUUCAAAUGCCAGCGAGGUCUCUCAGACUCAGCAAGGUUCCAGAAAGGCAGUGAUCAAGAUCCUGAAAAACUUUGACGAGGCCAUCACGGUGGACGUUGCCAGCCUGGACCCGGAGUCCUUGUAUCAGCGGCCAUAUGCUGGAAAGAUGACGUUCGGAAAGGUGAAUGAGAUGGGCCAGUUUAUCAGGGAGGCAGAGCCGGAGCCGGACGUGAAGAAAUCCAAAGGUUCCAUGUUCUCUCAAGCCAUGAAAAAAUGGGUCCAAGGCAACUCAGAUGAGGCUCAGGAGGAGAUGGCAUGGCAGAUCGCCAAGAUGAUAGUCAACGACGUCGUCCACCAGUCAAACCACGACAGCCCCGGCAAGGCCACCAAGUUAUGACCCCGCUGAGGAACCAAAGGACUGUCACUCCCUGCAGACGCUGGCCAAGCCGGUGACAAACUGUACACAGGGUUCACCUUACAAUGAACUGAAGUACUCUGAGAACAAACAAGGCAUUUUAUCUUCUCCCCAACCCGCCAUGUGUCUGUCUGUGUGAGUGUGUGUGUGUGUGUGAGAGCUUAGAAAGUGACUGUUCACGCAUGGGCUAAUGGAAAACAGUUGAAGUACAUCAUUGUUCCAAUCCUCCAAUCUUCCAUAACACUAUAAAGGUACACGUGUAGUCGGCCAAAGCAAAGCGCUUGCAACAAACCUGAGGAAGUCACUCCUGAUGAAGGAAAACGGUCAACGCUGGAAGAAAGCCUGCACGAAGAAGAAGCAGCAUGUCAAUCACAGCGAUGCUGCAGCCAUACUUAUGUUGGACCUAUGGAGGACGUGACUGAACUACCCGUCACGACACACCUCCCCACACCUUUUUUUUUAAUGACCAUUCCUUGUUUUUAGAUGAAAUUCUCCUGUAGGGGUCGGCCACUUAAAGGCUUAAGCAGAUGUACAGUUUUUUUUUGUUUAGUUUUUUUGCAUACGCUUCCCUCUCAGCCUGCCCGGAGUCGUUUUUGUCUGCUGUUCACUCAUGUGAUCUGUCCUUCCUCGGCCGUUUCACGUACUGUAAGAGCGUCUGGAAAUGUAACAAUGACACAGAAGAAGAGCUGAUUCAGUCCUCGGACUGGCUGACCUCCUAUAUAUUAAAAACUCCUGGCACCUUUGACAGAGCGUAGAAGAAGAAAUACUCCUCUUAUGAACUUAAGUGCUCCAGUCGUGUUGGAAAACUCAAAACUCCAUGUCCUAAAUGUUCUAUAUAUAUAUAAAUAUAUAUAUAUGUAGAUUUCUGGUUUACCCCAUAUAAUGAUAUUAGUCCUUUUUUAUGGUGAUGCCCUGUUUUUUUUUUGUUUUUUUUAAUGCAUCACUGAAACAAACGUCAGUGAUGACCGGACUGUUCAACUGGAAAGUGUGCUCAGUAAAUUAAACUUUUUUUUUAAAUUUGUUUUGAGCCUUACUAAAGAUGUGGAAAAGAACCAGAAAAGACUCUUGGUACUAUGUACCACUAAUGUUUUCUGACAUGUACGUGUACUUAAUCUAUAAUAUAUUUAAAUUGUGUUUUGAUUUAAAUACAUAUAUUAUGAAAUGUU
Messenger RNA from Larimichthys crocea (large yellow croaker), 3267 nucleotides. It is a transcript of the gene akap10, whose product is annotated as A kinase (PRKA) anchor protein 10. Gene Ontology annotation, molecular function: protein kinase A binding. The record is from RefSeq and is a predicted model, not a curated record. The transcript is spliced from 15 exons. Lineage: Eukaryota; Metazoa; Chordata; Actinopteri; Sciaenidae. Bases 233 to 2083 code for a protein of 616 amino acids. Gene Ontology annotation, biological process: intracellular protein localization. Gene Ontology annotation, cellular component: plasma membrane; mitochondrion.